GAGUCAUGUGGCUGGAAAUACUCCUCGCCUCAGUGCUGGGCUUUGUCAUCUACUGGUUCGUUUCCAAAGACAAGGAGGAAACUUUGCCACUUGAAGAUGGAUGGUGGGGGCCCGGGGUGAGGCCCACAGCUGGGGAGGAUGAGAGCAUCCGCCCGUUCAAGGUGGAAACGUCAGAAGAAGAGAUCAAUGAUUUACACCAGAGGAUUGAUAAGGUCCGUUUAACCCCACCUUUGGAGGACAGCCGCUUCCACUACGGUUUCAACUCCAACUAUCUGAAGAAAAUCAUCUCCUACUGGCGGAAUGAAUUUGACUGGAGGAAGCAGGUGGAGAGUCUCAACAGAUACCCUCACUUCAAGACUAAGAUUGAAGGCCUGGACAUCCACUUCAUCCAUGUGAAGCCCCCCCAGCUGCCCUCCGGCCAGACCCCAAAGCCCUUGCUGAUGGUGCAUGGCUGGCCUGGCUCCUUCUACGAGUUUUAUAAGAUCAUCCCGUUCCUGACUGACCCCAAGAACCAUGGCCUGAGCGAUGAGCAUGUUUUUGAAGUCAUCUGUCCAUCCAUUCCUGGCUAUGGUUUCUCAGAGGCAUCCUCCAAGAAGGGCUUCAACUCGGUGGCCACUGCCAGGAUCUUUUAUAAGCUGAUGCUGCGGCUGGGCUUCCAGCAAUUCUGUGUUCAAGGCGGAGACUGGGGAGCCCUGAUCUGCACCAACAUGGCCCAGCUGGUGCCCAGGCACGUGAAAGGCCUGCACUUGAACAUGGCAUUCAUUUUAAGAAAUUUCUACACCCUGACCCUUCUCCUGGGAUGGCGCUUUGGGAGGCUUUUUGGCUACACCAAGAGGGAUAUGGAGCUGAUGUGCCCCUUAAAGAAGACCUUCUUCAACCUAGUGAGGGAGAGCGGCUACCUGCACAUCCAGAGCACCAAGCCGGACACCGUAGGCUGUGCUCUGAAUGACUCUCCCGUGGGACUGGCUGCCUAUAUUCUAGAGAAGUUUUCUACCUGGACCAAUCCAGAGUUCCGAGACCUGGAGGAUGGAGGCCUGGAGAGAAAGUUCUCCCUGGACGAUCUGCUGACGGGCGUGAUGCUCUACUGGACGACAGGCACCAUCGCCUCCUCCCAGCGCUUCUACAAAGAGAACAUGAGGCUGGACAAUAGGCAUGAGGGGAUGAAGGUCCACGUGCCCACGGGCUUUGCUGCCUUCCCUUGUGAGUUAAUACACGUCCCAGAAAAGUGGGUGAAGUCCAAAUACCCGAAACUCAUCUCUUAUUCCUACAUGCCCCGUGGGGGCCACUUUGCUGCCUUUGAGGAGCCAGAGCUGCUCGCCCAGGACAUCCACAAGUUCAUGGGGCUGCUGGAGCGGCAGUGACCCCGGCGGGGACCGGCUGUCACCUCGCAGGCAGCCCCUGCCCUGGCAUGGCAGGCUUCCUCCUGACACCCGCCGUUUUCCCCAGAAGCCCCCGGUCUCCCAGCCCAGCUCCCAGUAGAAGUGAGGCUGGCAGGGAGGCCCCCUCCCAGUCCUCUGUUGGUGGAGUUGUCCCCUUCCCCAGGAAUGUGCUUGCUUCCGUCCCCUGCCCGUGCUGGGACCUCAUGCUCACCCCUCCAUACACGCCCCACACACUUUGUUAAGCAACAUGGCUUUGAUGAUAAAUGAUCUUCCUUCUAA
Molecule: messenger RNA, 1658 nt
Organism: Lipotes vexillifer (Yangtze River dolphin)
Lineage: Eukaryota; Metazoa; Chordata; Mammalia; Artiodactyla; Lipotidae
Gene: EPHX1
Product: epoxide hydrolase 1
Exons: 8
Coding region: 6-1361 (451 amino acids)
Biological process (GO): epoxide metabolic process; arachidonate metabolic process
Molecular function (GO): epoxide hydrolase activity
Source: RefSeq, a predicted model, not a curated record